Molecule: messenger RNA, 1061 nt
Organism: Silurus meridionalis
Lineage: Eukaryota; Metazoa; Chordata; Actinopteri; Siluriformes; Siluridae
Product: SLAM family member 8-like
Exons: 5
Coding region: 64-864 (266 amino acids)
Source: RefSeq, a predicted model, not a curated record
UUUUUUUUAAAACUGUUUCAGUCCAGCUGCAGAAAGAGUAAAGAACUGUUCACCAACACAGCAAUGAAGGACUAUUAUGGAUAUUGUUUUUCAUUCUCUGGAAAGCUGCUGAUUGGGAUUCUUUGCAGUAUGUAUGUUGUUUCAGCUGAUACAAACACAAUGACAGUGUACAGAGCUAUUGGGAGCUCCCUGGAUCUUACAGUGAACUAUCCAAAAGAAUCAGUGUCAUCGGUUAGGUGGAAGUUCAAUGAGAAACAGUUUGCUGGGUACACUCAGAGCCAUGCCUACUCACAGCAGCAAUCACAAUUCGCUGGACGAUUAAAGGAGGAGAAUGAUAAAGUUGGGAUAACUGUACAAGAUCUUCAACCCCAAGACUCUGGGAUGUUCUUAAUGCUUGUAGAUGGAACAGAAAGGCAGUAUCCAACACAGAUAUUUACAGUGUAUAUUGAAAACCCCAUAACAGUAGUCCAGAUUGAGAAGAAUCUGACAUGGAGGGUGUCCACAAACAGCUGUGACGUUGAUAUGAAGUGUGCAGCAUUUGGGGCUGAGAGCGUCUCCUACCGGUGGAGUGGCUACAGGAAUGUAAAUGGAGCUCAGCUGCAGUUCAGUCUCUCACCAGCAGAAGAAGCCGUUACACUAAACUGCACUGCAGCCAACAACGUCAGCUCCAAUACUUCUAUAGAGACACUGAGCUGUAAUGCUGAACAGCCCAAAACAGAUGCUCCAUUGGCAGUGCUCAAACUGGUCAGUAGUCUUGUUGCAGCCUCUCCAUAUCUCUUGGUGACCAUCAUUCUUGGUGUAAAAUGUUACGGGACUCAGGGUGAUCAUGACAGCCAGUAUGCUGAUACUGUAAUUGAGGAAUAAAAGCUUAGCUCCACUUCAUAACUGUACAGUAAAUAGACUGCAGAACAAACAUACAAAUAAAUAAAUAAAGGAAUAAACUCUUUUAAGGUUUUUUUGCAUUUUCUUCUGUUUUUGAUCUGUACACAGUCCCUGCCAUGUUUACUGCAGCUAUUAUCAUAGUGUUGUAAUAGUAUUUUAAUAAUAAAUUAAUCAUAUUA